Molecule: messenger RNA, 1176 nt
Organism: Stylophora pistillata
Lineage: Eukaryota; Metazoa; Cnidaria; Anthozoa; Scleractinia; Pocilloporidae
Source: RefSeq, a predicted model, not a curated record
AUGAGAUCCAAGCUGCCAGAGCUAAAGAGAGAGACGGUUGGUGUGCCAGGCGAGGAAGUGCAAGAGCGAGAUUGGUCAAGUAAAUUAAAGGGAAAAGCUUACGCUGACCUUAAGAGGGGUGCCACGCCCAAAAGCAUCAGUGUUGGCGACACGGUUCUUGUGAAAGCAGAGAAAACCAACAGGCUUUCUACCAACUUUGACCCUGAUCCCUUUAAGAUUGUUCAUAAGACGGGGUCAGAGGUAACGCUUAGGAACGAGACUGGCAUUGAACUGAAAAGUAACACAGUGUUUGUGAAGAAGUAUAACGAGCACGGAGAUUUAUCCAAUGGCAACGAAGACCAAGUGGUACAGGCAGGUUCUGCAGUACGAGUGGAUGACCCAGGGAAAAGCAAAAUUUCAGAGACGACAGUCGUACCGAUGCCAAAAGAGAUUCCUGGAACGUCUGAAGAUUCUCAAGAACAACCUAGGCAUUUCCCAGACAAUGAAAAUACCGGAGUAGGAAGGCCUGUUCGGAGGUCGACCCGGACUGUAAGACCGCCCGAUCGUUCAUGGCCUCCUCAAAGGUCUACGUGUCAAACUCAGCUUUUACAAGUCCUUCACGAACUUGGUCAGGCUCUUGAUCGUGGACUGGAAACCGAUGUCAUCUAUCUAGAUUUCUCAAAUGCUUUUGACUCUGUGUGCCCAGCAAAACUUUUGUCAAAGUUUCGCAUGUUUGGUAUCGAUAGUCCUCUGCUGAACUGGUUUAAGAGCUACCUUUAUGGACGAAGUCAACGUGUCGUUGUAAAUGGAAGUUUCUCGUCCUGGAGUGUGGUCAAGUCUGGAGUUCCACAAGGCUCAAUCCUUGGUCCCAUACUGUUCCUGUUAUUUGUGAACGAUAUGCCGGACGUCCUAAAGACCUCGUCUUUGGCUAUGUAUGAAGAUGACUCCAAAUGUUUCAAACCCAUCAAAGCUACAACUGAUAUCUAUGAUCUCCAAGAUGAUGUAAAUCUCCCCUGCAACUGGUCAUCCCUCAAUGAAUUGUACUUCCAGCCAACAAAGUGCCAUAAUUUAAGAAUAAGUCGCAAAAAGAUCAGCCCACCACGUGUAUAUAAACUAAACAAUACCGAGUUGAAGCUUGUCAUGAAAGAGAGGGACUUUGGAGUUACAGUCACUAAAGACCUCACAUNACAAGAUUAA